Trypanosoma theileri is the source of this 4713-nucleotide messenger RNA. RefSeq lists its product as uncharacterized. The transcript has a single exon. The record is from RefSeq and is a predicted model, not a curated record. The coding region runs from base 1 to 4713 and encodes 1570 amino acids. NCBI's taxonomy places the organism in Eukaryota, Euglenozoa, Kinetoplastea, Trypanosomatida, Trypanosomatidae.
AUGAUUCAAAUAAAUCCAACUGACAUAAAACGUGACAAUGCUUUUUUAACCAUAUCAGACGUUAAGUGGUUAGGAAAAAAUAUUUUUGUGGUUAAUGUGAUGAACUAUGAGAAACAAAUAUCCUGCGAAUUAACAGCUGUUGAUAUUCCACGAGGCAGUGCAGAAGAACUUGAGAGUGUGAUUGAUGCCGUGUUAAGGUGCAUACAUAAUGCCACGAAGAAGUACCUUCGUCAAGAUUUUUAUUCUGAAUUCCCUCUUCAAGGAUAUGGAGAUAUUAUCUUCUUAAUGAAUGGAUGGUAUGAUAACCAAGAGGGAAAUAUGCAGUGGAUGUCACUUCAAGAGGUAUUAUUACGUCUUGGUGUUGGUCGAAUUGUGCGUCCUAUUAUGAUACGUCUAGAGAAUCUUAUUGAAGCGGAGAUGCAUACAGGAGGACGUUUAUUGUUUGGUAAUGGAGAAGAAAAGAAUUCUAUUAUCUCGUGUGAUUGGGGAAAGAAAAUGUUGGAAUAUGAGAAUAGUCCGUUGUUCUGUGAAGUACGUACAGGUCGUGUUGUGGAUAUAUUCCGCGGUGAUGUGUUUGUCGUUCAUUGGAAUAAUAAUAAUAGUAAUAAUAAUAAUGAUAAUAAUAAUAAUAAAAGUAUGGAUGCUUAUUCCAAUGAAAAAGAUAAUGUUUCAGUUAGGACUGAAAAUUCCUCGCUUGUAAUCCUUGAUGCGGUAAAGUGUCAUUCUCCCAAGACUGAAAAUGGUUAUAAAGCGAUGCGGUGGUCACAGAGGAACCUUAUGUCCUCAGAAGUUAAAGUAUAUAUUCAUUCUACAUACCCUUCUAUAAAAGAUGUUGCAAAUGAAUCUCAGAUCUUUUUAUAUGAACAGUUAAAACAUGUACGAGCUACUGUAUUCUUAAAAACAGCAGCAGUACCUUCUACUGAAAGGAAUACAUAUAUAGAUGUGGGUAGUAUGUUGGUUUCAAAGGGAUUAGGUCUUGUUCGACAGAUUGUAGAUGCUGGAAUCCCUCGUGCAGUAAAUUUUUAUUCUGUUCUACGAGCUGCCAGUAAAUACUGUAAAAAUAACUUCACUUUAGAUCUGGAAAAGAGAAUCUCAUAUGAGGUUAUCUCUCCGGAUGUCUCGUCAACAUUAAAAGAGUUCUUGGGAUGUGAGUGGAGUCGAGAACCUUCUGUGGCUGAUCUCUGGCGUACAAUGAUGUGGGAUGGUGAUAUCAACCACGAUGCCCAUCGGGAUCUUGUUCACAUACAUCUAUACUCUCCUAUGCGAGCCUUGUGGAGUAUGGAGUUCUUACUAGAGCAGAAGGUUGCAUUUGAGGGAUAUAUUAGUGGUAUAACCCCAGUAUGGGAAGAAUAUAAAAUGAUGAAAUAUCAUCAUCAUCAAGAAGAAGAAGAAGAAGAAAAGAAAGAUAAACGCCGUCUUUUUCUUCGUGUAGAGGUAAAUGCUGUGAUCCCUAGGGAAAUGGUUUGUGAUUUAUACGAAAAGGCUAAAGCGAGUUCUCUUGGUUAUAUUUUUAUAUCCCCUUCUAAUAAAAUCAUUUUUGGCAGACAAAUGAAUGUGACGAUUGUGUAUGAUAGGUUUAUGGGACCUGCUAAGUUAAACAAGAAAACAGUGCAUCUCGCCGCUUCAUUUGUUUCUUACUCACCGCAAGAGUAUGAUCCUGAGAAACACUCUCCUGCUUCUCCGACGAAAAUGGCAUCUUCAUUAGAGGGUGAGAUGCUAACAUUGCUGACACUAAACCUCAGUCUUCCUGAAGAAGAAAAUCAAUUAGUUUUUGUGGUUGAUGUUGAAGUGCAUCUUGUUGGUGAUGGAGUAGAAAAAUUGACCAAGCGUCGGGUGUUUGUUCUUUCCUCCGUUCCUCAAGAGCUUGAUGAUGAUGUUGUAGGGACAUUGGACACUAUUGAUAAUAAUAAAAAUGAUGAUGGUGAUGGUGAUGAUGAUGAUGAUGGUGAAGGUGAUGAUAAUAAUAAUAAUAAUGAAGAGAAAAAAAAUGACACAACGGAGAUUCAUGAGAAUGGAAAUGUAUUAACCGGAGAUGAUGGAUAUUCUGCUACUAUAAAAGAAUUUCAAGAAUGGUUUGAUGCUUCUGGCAAAAUUGCAGAUAAAUCAUUUUAUCACGCCAAAGUUGAUUUUUAUUUCGAGUUAGAUCCUGAGAAAGUACGGUUGAUGAAUAGACAUGGACAGAAGAUACAGGAAUGGAUAGAGAGAAUGCUGUAUCGUGAUGUAUACUGUGUUCCAGUCAACAUUGCUGUUGUGAAUACAGAUCGUGGUUACAUUGGUGAUAUGGUGCUGCUAAAGCCGGAAGAUGCAAAAGAUGAUGAUAAUAAUGAUUUUGUUGAUGAUAUCAACAACAACUGGAAUAAGAAUACUAUGAAAACAUGGAGUGUUCUUCAGCAACUUAUGGAAAAGUGGUCUCCAUCAUACAAUGAGUCCCCAGAGAAUAAAGAAAAUAUCUGGGCCAGAUUGCCAGAGCUUGUCAAGGAAAGAUAUCAUAAAAUGUUUGAAACUCUUCAAGAGGAAGAGACAGAGUUAAGAAGUUGUAUUAUUGGUGAGUGGUGUGGAUUACUCCAAUCUAUGAGGAAAGACUUCCAUGAUAAAUUGAAUCUAAGCGGCGAGAGUAUAAUGAUUCCCGAGAUUUUACUUUCACACAAUACCGAAUCUGAGACUGGGAAGAAAGACUUCUUAUUGACUUGCGAGGAUAAUAAUAAUAAUAAUAAUAAUAAUAAUAAUAAUAAUAAUAUCUCUUGUAUGCGGGUUGGGGAUCGCACAUGUUGGUAUCCCGCUGAAUGCGAAACACCAUUCACAGAGAGUAACUCAGAUGAUGUGAAUAUACAUCUGAAGAACAUCUCUCCAUAUAAUGUUUCCUCACCUGUACGCCCAAUGCUCAUGCCAUCUUUUCUCCCGCCGUAUAUUCCUCUCACGGCAGCUUCUAUUUUUCCGCGCCAGUUAUUCGUUACCUAUUAUAAACACCACAAGGGCAUUGUGGCUCAAUCACUUGGGUUGACAGGAGAAAAUGGCCAAAGUCCUCACAUUGAUGCGGCUUUUAUUCGUCUACCUCGGCGAUAUCUACGCCAUAUGCCUAUUUCAAACUACGAGCGACUACCAAUGGCUAUGCGCAAUGUGCAGCGAGGCUUCUGUGAAUCUCUCUUACAAGGUGAAGUGCCAGUUAUGUCCAAAUCCUCAGAAACAACAGUGUAUUAUGGAGAUGAGGAAAUCUUUGCUUCACUCCUCGCUAUGCUUUUAAUGCUUCAACCAAAUGAUGGUCAUGAAGAGAAUGAUAAUGAGGAUCAAAAGAAUGAUUGGAAGACUGUGUAUGGAUUAUUGGAUCCAAAAUAUCGUACUAUGUGGGAUAUAACAGUACCUACGAUUCGGUGUAAUGCUGUUCUCUACAGAAUAUGGCCUGAGGAAAAGAUAAGUCAGAAAACACCUAUUUUCUAUCUUGGUAAACGAGACACAGCAGUAAAUAACGUCUUUGAGAAGCCAUAUUGUUCAUUGGCUCCAAGUAGUAGUUCCAUGAAACGGGCUCUGAGAGUCUUGGGAUUUGAAUCAUUGGUUGUCCCUCAAACAGAAAAUAAUAAUAAUAAUAAUAAUAAUAAUAAUAAUAAUAAUAAUAAUAUCAACAGUAACAACACUAACAACAACAGUGAUAUCAUCUCUAGUAUGGAAGAAGUUGACGAAAAAUGUCACCCAAUGGCCUCUCUCGGGAUUGGUGCGCAAACACUAAAGUGUAGUACCCCAUGGCUUUAUCGCCCUUUUCCAUGGCUUGCUGUACUAGGAGACCCUCUGGUAAGCAGGGAUGAGUAUGACGCGGAAACUUUGGGCCGUAAUUUAAAUUCUACAAAUGCAGUUAAUAUGAUUCGUCGACAUAUAAUGGUGAAAUAUAUACCUAUAUUGCAAAAGGAUAAGUAUGGAAGGAGUCCAUUAUCCUACGGUCAAGUUUCACGACGCAGGAUAUACUCUUACUAUGUCUCUCGUUCAUCAAGAGGUCAAGAUGUGAAGGAUUAUUUCUCCUUAUUAUUACGUCGUCGUGUAAAUAAUAAUAAUAAUAAUAAUAAUAAUAAUAAUAAUAACACUGAUUCUGGUGGUUUUUCUGAUGGAAUAUUGUAUGUGAAUGGAACAGCCAACGAACCAAUGUACAUAUUCUAUCAAUCCCGAGAACAGUUUCGUUUUAAACUUGGUUUACGUUGGUCUUUUUUUGCAUCUCAUGGUAGUAGCACAACCGGUAAAGAUCAUAACGAUGAUAAUGCGGAAGAACAAUUACUGCAACAACUAUCAGAAGUGGCUAAAUUGAUAAUAGACAAAGUGGCGAUGAAGACAGCAGAAACCGCAAAAGAAGGAAAAGAUGAAAGUGAGACAACACCUUCGCGGGUAUACCUUGAUAUGCGACUAGACUUUCACUCAUCAUCUGAUCGUGCAAGCAUUAUGCGUAUUUCAAUUUACCCUGUAGAUAAUGAUAAUGAAGGCGAUAGCGAUGAUGAUGAUGAUAAAGAAUAUUUUCAUUCGAAAUACGAAAAGAAAGAUGAUCAUAAAAAGUCUUCUCGUGGCGUUAAUCCUUUUCGUCCUUUUGGAAUGAUCGGAACUGUUUAUCGUCGUAUUCCAAGUCAUGUUAUGUUGGUACAGUACUGUAAAGAUUCGAAGAGUUACAUUAUUGACUGGGAUAGCGACUAUGAAAAAGAAUUAACAGUAUCUGUGAAGGAAGACAUUGCCGAAGAUUAA